UCGUCAAUAAUCAUCUUAUAUAUAUAUUCUUCCAACUCCCACUUAAAUCCCACACAUCCUUUGUUGGUAAUUCUUUAGAUAGAGAGAGAGUGAUGGAGAUUACUACUCAACACAGUCUCUUAGAGGAAUUAAUGAUGGCACCGAUAAUCGACAAUUCAUCUUUCUCAACCGAAUUCUUCCAAAACACUUGGAACUUCACUCAAUCCCCAGAUUUUUACAUACCAUCCACCAAUCCUUCAUUCGUAGACCUCUUCUCGCCGCAGGAAUUCGGCAAUCCUUUCCCCUUUUUCGAUGCCCUAACUUCGCCGGAGUUGGGCUCCUUGGACGAUACUCCCCCAAUGUCGUUUCACGAAGACUACGCGGCGACAAUGGAAGUGAAUACACAAAUUAGCGGCGAGAGGAAGAGCAAAUCGAAGAAACCGGAGGGGCAGCCGUCGAAGAAUCUGAUGGCGGAGAGGCGGCGCCGGAAGCGGCUCAACGAUCGCCUAUCCAUGCUCCGGUCGAUCGUACCGAAGAUUAGCAAGAUGGAUAGGACGUCUAUACUGGGAGACUCCAUUGAUUACAUGAGAGAGUUGCUUGAUAAGAUUAACAAGCUAAGGGAAGAAGGAGUGGAUGCGAAAGUGAAGGAGCACCAAAUGCAGCUCAGGAACCCUCCCAAGUUUGAGGUAGAAAGGAGAAGCGAGGAUACUCGAAUCGAGGUGUGUUGUGCUGCGAAGCCGGGGCUAUUGCUGUCUACGCUUGCCACACUCGACACUAUAGGCCUCGACUUACAACAAUGUGUAAUCAGCUGUUUCAGCGAUUUUUCUCUCCAAGCUUCUUGUUAUGAGGAUGCUGAGCAACGAGCAAUGGUGAGUUCAGAAGAUGUAAAGCAGGCAUUGUUCACAAAUGCAGGCUACAGUGGGAGAUGCCUCUAGAGGAAUGAUUGUGUAUUGUUGCGUUUGGGAAUUCUUUUUAUCUGGAUCAUUAUUUGCUCAUCGAAUAUCAAAGUAAUUAAUUGCCAUC
Molecule: messenger RNA, 1002 nt
Organism: Salvia splendens (bonfire salvia)
Lineage: Eukaryota; Viridiplantae; Streptophyta; Magnoliopsida; Lamiales; Lamiaceae
Product: transcription factor bHLH93
Exons: 4
Coding region: 93-914 (273 amino acids)
Biological process (GO): regulation of DNA-templated transcription
Cellular component (GO): nucleus
Molecular function (GO): DNA-binding transcription factor activity; sequence-specific DNA binding; protein dimerization activity
Source: RefSeq, a predicted model, not a curated record